AUGGAUUCCUCUUUUUGUUCCACCUUAUCGAAUGGAUAUUAUGAAUAUCCCUACGACUGCGGGGCUUAUAUUUGGUGCAAUGAUUCCUGUGCUGAUUUGGAGUACUGCCCCGAUGGAAAACUCUUCAACAGUCCCCUGCACAUAUGCGAUACACCAGAAGCUGUGAAAUGCACUCCUUUGCCAAACCCCGCAAAUCCUUGUAAGGAUGAGUCCAAUCAUACCAUACUUCCUUCUGCUUUGAGCUGUAGCGAGUUUAUCGUGUGCUUAAAUGGACAAAGUGAAGAAAAACAAUGUCCAGGAGAACUGCUUUUCAAUCCGGAUUUAAAAAUUUGCGAUUUUAAAGAUAAUGUCGUGUGUUUUGGUGAUCAAACUACUCAAGAUGAACAUGAAACAACAACAACUACCGAAGAACCCUUCACAGAGUGUGAGGGCCAAAAGCUAGGAGCUAUGUUUCCAGACAUUCGAAAUUGUCAGCAAUAUUAUUACUGCUGGGGCAACGACUCGUACAGUAUUUUUCCAUGUCCCGUUGACAAUUGGUUUAAUCUGAAAAGCGGCAACUGCGGGCCUGAUAUCUCGCCGGAAGCGUGUCGCGAAGUUGUUACCACCAGCCCACCUUUGACAACUGUUGCCACCACAACAACUGUAAGUGACAAGGAGAAUCCCUGCGCAGAUCAGGAACUGGGAGCUAGCUUUCCUUUGCAAUCCGACUGCCAGCAGUACCUGCUUUGCCUCGGUGGCGGUAAAUCAACGACUGCCAAGUGUCCGGUUAAUGCAUGGUUCGAUCCAGAUACCGGUGACUGUGGGCCAAAUGUAUCACCUACCGCUUGCCUUGAUGCCUUCACUACUAGCACCACCGUAACCACAACAAAGAGUUCGGAGGAUGUUUGUGCGGAUCAGGAACUAGGCGCCUCCUAUCCUUUAGUAACGAAUUGUCAGCAAUAUAUACUGUGCAUGGGAGACGGAAAGUCCACGGUGGCCAAUUGUAUAUACAAUGGCUUUUAUGAUCCUCAAACCGGCAAUUGCGGUCCCGAAGUGUCACCAACGGCGUGCAAGGAAACUGGAGUUUCCACUGAAUCGUCGACAAGUGAAGCUUCCACAACGCCUUCUCCCACAACACCUUUACCCACAAUAUCAACAACUUUACCUAUAGAUACCACGACUAAUCCGGCAGAUAUUUUGGGAAUAUGCUCUGGUCAUGGCGAGGAUUACUAUGCCACCUAUCCCGAUGAAUGUAGCAAGUACAUAGCUUGCGCUCAGCCUGUGCCAAUAGCGUUUUACUGCCCGCAAAGUUUGUUCUUCAACGAGGCUCUUCAGAAAUGUGUAGAGUGGGAGUCGAGUGACUGUCCUAAAGGAGAAACCACAACUCUAUCGCCAGGACUAACGACACCAGCGCCGGAGGUUUCGCUCUGCUUUAAUAAUUCCGGCCAAAACUUGCCAUAUCUAGAUAAUUGUCAAUGGUUCAUACGAUGUGUAGACGACUCCUCUUACAUGAUGGGCAUUUGCAGCUUGGGAGAGUUUUUCGAUCCACUGACUGGAGAAUGUGGUUCAGAUGUUUCACCCGAUGCUUGUCGAGAAAACUACAACACCACUACCUCUACCACAUCAGUUACAGAUACCACUGAGAGCUCUACCACUGCAGUUACCCCAAGUACUCCCAGCACAGAAAUCCAUCCAUGCGAAGGCGUGCCAAAUGGAAAGCUAGUUCCCUAUCCGGAUGAUUGCACCAAGUUUAUAGCCUGUGUUCAACCUUACCCUCUGGUCUAUGACUGUGUAGUUGGUCAGGAGUUUAGUGCCGCCUUAGAAAGAUGUAUGGCUCCGUGCUGA
Messenger RNA from Drosophila kikkawai, 1824 nucleotides. The record is from RefSeq and is a predicted model, not a curated record. Lineage: Eukaryota; Metazoa; Arthropoda; Insecta; Diptera; Drosophilidae.